GUCCGCCAUUUUGCUGUCGCUUUUCCGAGUCCGCUGCUUCCAUUUGCGAAGCAGCGCUAGUCUAUUACACUUAUUUUGAACAUUCUUUUAAACCUCCUAGAAAUCAUUCUCCUACCUAAACGAUGGCGAAUCCAUCAGGUGAAAUGGAGAUAGCUGAGGGUGCGGAGGUCCGUAAACUGUCGGAGCUUAGAGUCAUCGACCUGAAGGCCGAACUGAAGAAACGAAACCUGGACACUACUGGCGUCAAGAGCGUGCUGUCGGAGCGUCUCAAAAAGGCGAUUGAGGAAGAAGGAGGGAAUCCAGAGGAGAUUGUCCUCAUCCCGGAUUCUAACCCCAAGAAAGCUACACCCAAGCGGUCCACGAAAGAAUCCCGACAAGAUGAUGAAACAGAAGACGGCCCUAUGGAGGAGGAUUGUCGUGAUGAACAGGAUGACUUUCUGGGCGGCCAUGAGAACAUGCAGGACAUGGACAUCCUUGACAUGAACGUUCUGGAUGAGACUGAGAAUGAAGUUGGAAUGUCAGCUGAUGAUCCGGAACAUGAAGAGAAUCCUGACAAAGAUGACAACGCAUUGCUGGGGGAUGAACGCAACUUCACUGAAUUUGAGUCAGGGCAAGAACCUCAAGGGACAGAGAAUCCAAAUGCUGAUGCUGAAGAAGAAAAAACAGAGCCACUAAAAGAAGACCAGCACCAGAGCCCAGAAGAAGAGCAAGCUGCCGGAGGGGAAGACGGCGUGUCCAACGCUGGCGCCAAGGCCAGCAGCACUGCAUCCGAGGAUGGGGAUAACACCAAAGAGGCCGGGGAUGGGAAUACCGUCCCAGAAGAGACACUUGAAACUGAAAACAAAAGCUCAGAGGCUGUUAGUGUAAGCGAACAGGGUGGCUCGGGUGAAUCUGUUGAUUCAGAAAAGGGGUCUAAGAAGGGUGAGGAGGACGAGAAGACAAUGGAUGAGGCUGCCCCGGAUUCAACCUCAGCACUGAAAGAGUCCUCUUCUGUAGAGGGCGAUGAUCAGAACAAGAGCUCUGAAGAAAAGGAAGCCAAGCCGGACUCUAAAGAUGAAAAGACAGCAAACACUAGCCGAAAUCUGUGGGUCAGUGGGCUGUCCUCCACCAGCAGAGCGACUGAUCUAAAGGCGCUAUUCAGCAAACAUGGAAAGGUUGUUGGAGUCAAGGUGGUGACCAACGCUAAGAGCCCCGGGGCUCGGUGCUACGGGUUUGUGACCAUGUCAUCCUCGGAGGAAGCCACCAACUGUAUCAGUCACCUACACAAGACUGAGCUUCAUGGAAAGAUGAUCUUUGUAGAGAGGGCUAAAAACGAGCCGGCAAGCAAAAAGCCAGCUGACUCAAGCAAGUCCGCCAGCGACAGGAGACACUCCACUGACUCCAAAUCUGAAAAGGGUGAUAAGACAGGAGAUGACAAAGAUGAAAAUGAGAGGACAGUAGUUAUGGACUCGUCUAAGGGAGAACCUGUCGUCAGCGUCAAGACCAAAAGCAGAAGCAGGGAGAGGAGCUCUAAGAGUCGGAGUCGUGCUUCUUCCAGCAAAGAGAGAAGAGACAUCUUGACGUUUGCCCAAAUCAAGGCGCAGAGAAAGAGGGAGAAAAUGAGGCAGAGGGAGAGGGAGAUAAGAGAGGUUGAAAGAUUUAGAUUCAAUGAUCGCGGUCGUGAUAAUCCAUCAGAACGUGAGCGAAUCCGCCUCUUCCGAGAGAGGGAGGAGAGGAUGAUAAACAGCCGCCGAUGGCUGGAGGUAGAAAGACAGCGCCUCGAGGCAGACCGAAUGGAGCGCCAGUUCCUGGAGCGUGAAAGGAUGCGAAUCGAGUACGAGCGGCGUCGCGAGCAAGACAGGAUAAUGAAGGAACGCGAGGAACUGAGGAGGCAGCAAGAGCAGCUGCGCUUUGAGCAGGACAGACGCCCCGUAAAGAGGCCAUAUGACAUGGAUGGAAGAAAGGACGAUUGGCCAGACAAGCGCAUGGCUAUGGAUGACCGUUUUGGCCGCUCAGACUUUGGUCGCCAGGACCGCUAUCAGGACUUUGAUCACAGAGAUCGUGGCCGUUUCACUGGCGAUGGCCCGAACUUCUCAGACAGAAAUGGCAGAGGUUCCUGGGGGGGAGGCUAUGAUAAGCGUGUGAACCCUAGGGAGGGCCGUGAAUGGGACUCUGGCAGAAAGAUGGAUGGAGACAGACCAUGGCAAGGUAGAGAGGGGGGCAUUCCAGGACAGAGCCACAUGCCACGUGGAGGAAUGUCAGGCCGUGGAGGUUACAUGAACACAGGAACAUCUCAGUCUCUAUCUGGAGCUUUGAACAGACAGAACCAGAUGAUGCAGGGAGGAGGGAUCCAGGGGGGAGCCUUUGGACGGCGCUACUGAUUUGUGUGAUAACGAUGUACAGUUUAAAAGUUUUUUUCUUUUUUUUUUUUUUUUCGUCAUGGAUAUGACGUUUUCUUUUGUACCUCUGAUUUUUUUUUUUUCUAUUUUUUUUUUCUGACUAGAUUUGACUUUUCUGUUUAUUGUACAAAUUGAUCAUUUUCAGUGUAAGUGAAUCCAACUAGACUGUAAUAACCUCAGAUGUUCAUUAGAAACCUGGGUUCAUGGACCUAACUUCAGCAUCCAAGUCUUUUUGUUCUAUUUAUAGCAGAUGGGCUUUUCUGUGAACUACUAGUUCUUAAAUUUUUUUUAAGCCAUCUGCACAUAUGAAGAAUUUUAAAGAAAAUGUCAAUUCAUUAUCCUGUGCAUGUAUUAUUACUUUUUUUUCUUCACCUUUUUCAAGUGGGGUUUAUACUGAAUUCAAAUGUUCAGUCAGGUAUGUUUUUGAUUUUGUGUAACAAUUUGAGAUUUCCUGUUUCACCAUUCAAGAGUGUCUUUUAAUAUUGGACCAGCUCACAGCAGCGGGUGUCCUGUUAGAUUUACAGGGUGAAAUAAACAUUUUCAUUUUGUGUCUUGAAAGAAAAAUGCA
This is a messenger RNA of Cyprinodon variegatus (sheepshead minnow), 2946 nucleotides long. It is a transcript of the gene safb, whose product is annotated as scaffold attachment factor B2-like. The record is from RefSeq and is a predicted model, not a curated record. Gene Ontology annotation, cellular component: nucleus. The transcript has 20 exons. NCBI's taxonomy places the organism in Eukaryota, Metazoa, Chordata, Actinopteri, Cyprinodontiformes, Cyprinodontidae. Gene Ontology annotation, biological process: regulation of mRNA processing; regulation of transcription by RNA polymerase II. Bases 123 to 2360 code for a protein of 745 amino acids. Gene Ontology annotation, molecular function: sequence-specific DNA binding; RNA binding.